CAACCCCCGAUCUACUGGCGCGCCCUGGGCCUGGCAGCCGCCAAGAGGAUGGCGGUGCUCGGCACCAUCGUGGGCGUGCUCCUGACGGCCACGGUGGCCAACGCCGGCAUCUACCCGGACGACCACUGGGACCACGCCACGGAGCUCACGGCGGAGACCGCGGACGCAUGGGUGCAGGAGAAGGUGGACGCCGGCCAGACGGCGCUCAUCCGGUGGAUCGCCUCGGAGGGCUGA
Molecule: messenger RNA, 234 nt
Organism: Prorocentrum cordatum
Lineage: Eukaryota; Dinophyceae; Prorocentrales; Prorocentraceae
Source: the annotation of a GenBank genome assembly